CUCAAUUGGUUGAAUAAUUCUAUUUUAUAAUAAUAUUUUAAUUUAUCAGCAUUUUAACCAUUAUUCUAUUUUUAAUAGACUGAUUUUUAGCUCUUUCUUUUUUAAGACUAUAAUUUUAAAUUAUAUUUUAUUUUCUUAAACGUUAUAAACUUAAUUUUAUCACAUAUGUAUUAAAAUAAAUAUUUUAGUUUUUUUUAAUUUAUUAUCUUUGAUAUAUCACAAUGUCGGAAUUUGAAUUUACUGAAUCUAGUGGAAAUGAAAACAGCAGUGACGAUGAUGAUUUUCCUAUAAUUGCAGUUAAAAGAAAAAUAGAUAAUACUGUUAAAGUUGUUAAGGAACUACGGUUAUUUUAUUCAAAUUUAUUUAUAGAUUGCUUUAACUUAAUUGACAACUUUGUAAAAGGUCAAAAUUUAACAUUUAUGGCAUUUUUAGAAGUUUUUGAAUCUUUUAAUUUUCAUUAUAUUUAUGCAAAGCCUAAAAAAGAGAUUAAAAAUCUUUAUGUAUCUCCGCAUCAUUAUAUCAUGAUGGCCCAAGAUGCCAUGUCGGCAGCUGCAAAAUUUUUACGAUCAAAAUCUAAAAAAGCACGAAUUGGAGCUUUUUAUUUAUUAUAUACAUUAUAUAAAACACAACCCUUAAAACCAUAUUUGUUAAAUAUUAAAAUGGACCCAUAUGAUUUUAAUGAAACAAAAAAACUAGUCAAUGAGUACAUGGAUUUAGGAGAAUUACAUCCAGCUUAUUGCUUUUAUGAACUUGAACUGAAAAGAAAAAUAACAAUUACUGCUGACACUACUAGUCCAUGUUUAGAAGCUAAUUAUCCAAGGAAAAUUGUUCGUAAAUUAAUGGGACGAAUAGCUAACAAUUAUUUAAAAAUACAUUAUGAAGAUCGAGUACCAUUGAAUAAUAUUAAUAAACUACAACUAAUGGAAUGCCAAAUGAAAGAUGAAUCACUUUAUGUAAAGAAAUUAGAAAAUAUGACUUUAGGUACAAAAAGAAUAUAUGAAUACCAACCUGAACUUACAUCAACUCUUGAAGCAAUCAAUGAUACUAAAAAAAGUACUCCAGCUUUGAAAGAAGAUGACAUAGACUUACAUUCUAAAAUGAGACGGUACAAAAAUAAAAAGAAUGUUGCAUUUCCAGGAAAAAAUGAAGAUGUACUUGAAGAUAUGGUAAUUGUAACUGAACCAAAACCUCUUUUACAAGCAAAUUGUAAUACUAAGAAAAAAUCAAAGUUGUUAAAAAAAAGAGGAAAAAUCACAAACCAAGAUAAAAGUAGAAAUAAUCUCUUGAAACCUAAAAUUGAACCUAAUUCACUUUUAAUUAAUGCAAACAAUUUUAGUUCAGACUCUGAAGUAUCUCAAAGUAGCAUUAAUAGUGAAGAUCCGAUGCAUGAUUCAGAUCUGUAUGGUGAUAUAAUUAGACGAGUUCUUGAAGAAAGUGAUGAGGACACUGAUCAAAAAAAUAUUGUUAAUGUUUCAUAGUUUUCAUUUUCUUAUUAGUCUUAUUGUAACAAUAAUUAUUGAAUUGGCAUAUCAAAUCUUUGAACUGAA
Messenger RNA from Daktulosphaira vitifoliae (grape phylloxera), 1547 nucleotides. RefSeq lists its product as uncharacterized. The record is from RefSeq and is a predicted model, not a curated record. Gene Ontology annotation, cellular component: snRNA-activating protein complex. NCBI's taxonomy places the organism in Eukaryota, Metazoa, Arthropoda, Insecta, Hemiptera, Phylloxeridae. The coding region runs from base 222 to 1478 and encodes 418 amino acids. Gene Ontology annotation, biological process: snRNA transcription by RNA polymerase II; snRNA transcription by RNA polymerase III. The transcript is spliced from 3 exons. Gene Ontology annotation, molecular function: sequence-specific DNA binding.